Molecule: messenger RNA, 1917 nt
Organism: Medicago truncatula (barrel medic)
Lineage: Eukaryota; Viridiplantae; Streptophyta; Magnoliopsida; Fabales; Fabaceae
Exons: 11
Coding region: 142-1524 (460 amino acids)
Source: RefSeq, a predicted model, not a curated record
UAUUCGAGAGGGAUCAAUGAAUGGGGUUGAGUAGAAGAGAAGAGAAGAGAAGAGAAGAGAAGAGAAGAGAAAAAGAAGAAAAGAAAGGGAAAGGUGGGAUUUAGAUCUGUCUGAUAAUCCAAUCCUCCGAUUCCGAUUCCGAUGGCUGCUUCUACAGAGGGUUUGGUGCCCAUAACUAGGGCCUUCCUGUCGUCUUACUACGACAAACACCCCUUCACUCCUCCUCUUUCUUCAGACGUCUCUCACCUUACUUCUCUGCUUCGUACUAUGGCCACUGAUUUGGGAAUUGAUGAUGAAGCUCUCACUUUCACCCAACCUCCCCAUAAGAUUGAUGAAAACAUGUGGAAGAAUCGAGAAUAUAUUGAAGAAACCAUUUUUUUACUUCAACAAUCUAAUUGGCCAGACCCGCUGAAACAACAGCAGUCCACACCUGACAAUAUUCAAUUUUCCAUUAUUCUUGGGAAGCUCAAAGAUAAACUUCAUCGCACUUUGACCACUUUGGAAUCUUUCCAAAUAAAAAAUGCUGAUCAUGUAUUUAACACAGUUAUGACAUAUCUACCUCAAGAUUUUCGUGGAACUCUCCUCAGACAACAACGCGAACGCUCAGAGAGGAAUAAGCAAGCAGAGGUAGAUGCUUUGGUAUAUUCUGGUGCUAGCAUCCGUGAUCGAUAUGCUCUUCUCUGGAAACAACAAAUGGAUAGGAGAAGGCAAUUAGCUCAGCUUGGCUCUGCAACAGGAGUCUAUAAAACCCUCGUCAAGUACCUUGUUGGAGUUCCUGAGGUAUUGCUUGAUUUUACAAGGCAGAUUAAUGACGAUGACGGGCCCAUGGAGGAGCAGCGUCAUCGCUAUGGACCACCGUUAUACAACCUCACCUCAAUGAUUCUUUCUGUCCGAUUCUUCCUUUCAUUAUCAUGGGCACGAUAUGAGUCUAAGAAAUUAAAAGGGGAACAGUUAGCAGUCUUGGAACAAGCUGUUGAUGUCUACACUAUGGAGUUUGAGAGGUUCAUCACAUUUCUUAGUGGGGUCUUUGCAAACUCGCCUUUCUUCAUUCCAGCAGAUGUUGCUGGUGCAGUGGAAAUAAGGAAAAAUGAUGAUUACAAAGAGAUAAGUGUUCCAGCUGGGAAAACUUUUGAGGUUAUACUUUCAGUGGACUCAGUAAACUCGUAUAUUGCAUGGGAUUUUUCUUUAGUACAAGGCAAGAUAAAUAUGGUAUUGCUGCUGCGAUUUUUAUUUUUUUUGUGUGCGAAUUGGCAUGAUAUUCCUAAGAUAUCCUUCUAUACUAAACUUCUUUUUGUUUAUUGUCAGGAUAUUGGAUUUAGUUUGGAGUUUGCAAGUCCUACCGGGGAAAAGAUUCUGAUGUUGCCUUACCGCCGAUACGAGUCUGAACAAGGGAAUUUCUGCACAUUAAUGGCUGGAAGCUAUAAACUGAUAUGGGACAACACACAUUCAACUUUUUUUAGAAAGGUGCUACGGUAUAAGGUAGAUUGUAUACCUCCUGUUGCAGAGCCAGUGCCGUUCGACUGAUGCAAAAAUGUCGUAGAAGGCCUUUGCAUUAUGCAGGAUAUCUAUUGAUGUGCUAGUAAUUUUAAUAUUGUUGAAAACCGAAUUUCCAAUUACUCAUGCCAAGAUCGAGAUGUGUUCAAUUGAUUUCUAUGAAGGAAGGUAUAGGAGGUGUAAAGGAGCUGGGAUCAUAAUUAAUCCUUUGUAUAAAAUUGUCAACUGUAGGGUUUAAUAAUGUGGUUGUAGGAAGCCAACUGUUGUAAUGGUAAAAAAAGUUAUCCUGAUAUAUAAACACAUUGCUUGAUGAAGAACAGGAUAGUAAGAAGGAAGUUGCGUAUGCACCAUUCUUCGUAAUCUUUCUUUGACAUUACAAAAUAAAAAACUUUUUCGUAUGAAAUGAGGUAAGAUGUAUAUCAA